UGUAAUCUUGGUACCUGCCUUCCACCCUGGAACAGCGUUGCUACGAGGCCUACAAUCGGAAUCCGGCUUCCCUGAUCGAGGAGCAGAUUGAAGGCGCUCGCCGGAGAGUCAGUCAGCUGCAGCACAAGAUCCGCCAAGAGACAGGAGGGUUUCUGGUGAGUGAGUGGCUGUGGGGGUGGGGGCUGUGUUGCGGAGGGGGCAGCGUGGACCGUCAGCUGCAGUGAGGAUGGGUGAAGGUUGUGACAGGCUGAGCCUGGCGAUGUUCAGCGGACAGUGGAAGUUGGUGAUGAGAGAUCCUGUGCCGCCCACAGAGCACGCCAUGCUCCAUCCAAACAGAGCAGGACACAGUUCUCCUGUUGUGGGCGGCUGCCAGCCACACACUCCUCCAUCCCAUUCUCCUCUUCCACCUGGAGCCCUGUUUUUCUCCCCCAAAUUUCAGUUGGCAUUCUGCAGCCACAGAACAAAUAUGCUCAGUCCCCAGUGGGGAAUGCAUCUUGCCACAUCAGGCUUUUGUCCCUUAUAAAGUAAUUAUUCUAUAAUGAUAAUACAGUGGUACCUUGGGUUACAUACGCUUCAGGUUACAGACUCCGCUAACCCAGAAAUAGCGCUUGAGGAUGAUAACAGAAAUCGUGCUCCGGCGGCGCGGCGGCAGCAGGAGGUCCCAUAAGCUAAAGUGGUGCUUCAGGUUAAGAACAGUUUCCAGGUUAAGAACGGACCUCUGAAACGAAUUAAGUACUUAACCUGAGGUACCACUAUAAUAAUAAUGAUGAUGAUAGUAGUAGUAGUAGUAAUAAUAAUAAUAAUAAUAAUAAUAAUAAUUUAUUAUUUAUACCCUGCCCAUCUGGCUGGGCUUCCCCAGCCACUCUGGGCGGCUUCCAACAAAAUAUUUAAAAACCGUAAUACAUCAAACAUUAAAAGCUUCCCUAAACAGGGCUGCCUUCAGAUGAUGUCUUCUAAAAGUCUGGUAGUUGUUCUUCUCUUUGACAUCUGGUGGGAGGGCGUUCCACAGGGCAGGCGCCACCACCGAGAAGGCCCUCUGCCUGGUUCCCUGUAGCUUUGCAUCUCGCAGUGAGGGAACCGCCAGAAGGCCCUUGAGGCUGGACCUCAGUGUCUGGGGAGAACGAUGGGGGUGGAGACGCUCCUUCAGGUAUACUGGGCCUUUGAGGCCGUUUAGGGCUUUCAAGGUCAGCACCAACACUUUGAAUUGUGCUCGGAAACGUACUGGGAGCCAAUGCAGGUCUUUCUAAAAUAAUUUUGAAAUGCCUGGGGAGAGUGUUGCUGUUGCUCUCAGGUCUUGCUUGUGGGCCUCGCUUUGGGGCAUCUGGUCAGCCACCAUGAGGGCAGCUGGCCUGAUCCAGCAGCAGCCAGACUCUUCUUAUGUUCAGAAGCAGUCUAGGUUCUUGGGGGCAUUUGGCCACUGUGAGACCAGGAGGCGGGACUAGCUGGGCCGCCUUUGGAAGCCAGGCCCUUCCGAUAGUCUUAGGAUUGAUCCCAGUGUUGCUUUUCUCCAUCCUCCCACCAUUCUUACAGGGAGGGUCAAUCUGAUCCUGAGCUCUCAACCUCUUUCCCUUUCAGGAUUCCACCACCCGGCUCUUCGGUGACUUCAGCAGCUCCCGAGUCACCGAUGGUGAGUUGUUCUGUGGGACAGGAUGCCAGGGCCAGACAGCCUCGGCACCUCCCUCCUUCCAAGCAGCAAAGGAGGUUCCCACUGAUUUGUGGGCCUUGUUUUCAGAAACGGUGUGAGUUUGUGUGUGUCAGGGGGGUCAGGGCUAGCUGAGCUUUCUUCCUUAUUUGCUGUUCUUCUACAUUUAGGGAACAUAAUGGAAAAAACAAAUUCCCUAUGCAUAGAAGUGUGCAAAAUUCAUUUACGCAUUUUCUUUAUCCUACUCUUCAACCCAGCACACAGACACACACAAAAAACUCUCCAGAACAGCUUACAGACAAGACUGCCUGUCUCUGCCCCGCUUCAGGCUUCCAAUCUAAAAAGACUCGGCACAAAAGGAAAAUGGAUUAGGAGGGAGGAGGAAAUAAGCAAAGUCAUGUGCUCAUUGUUGGUUGAAAGUUCCUUCUGGGAUGGAAGCGGUUCCAGGAGGAGGAAGCCCCAGGUGCAGAGGCAGUCUGUCUCGAUUCCUAGGUUCUUAAGGAACUGUGUUGACAGGGUGCUGGACUAGAUCAUAGAAUCACAGAAUUCUAGGGAGUUGGAAGGGACCCCAGGGGUCAUUUAGUCCAACCCACUUUGACGUGAUUCAGUAGCGGCCAGGCUCUCCUUAUGUUCUGGUAUGUCCUUGAAUCUCUCCUGCCAAAUACGGACAGUUUCUUAGUUUCUGCCCGGGCUCUUAACUGUGUCGUUGUCCCCCCUUCUGCAUUCUCCAGGACGCCUCUCCUUGGACUCUCAGGACGGUGACAGUGGCAUGGACUCUGGCACAGAGCGGUUCCCCUCCGUCAGCGAGGCAAGUGCUGAAGGGGGUGCUUGGGGUUCGGCUUCCUUGGGCCGGUAAUGAAAGUGGUGUGUGGGUGUGGGUGGUCUCAGUAAUGCAAUUUCUCUUCCUGGAGCAGAUCUCCCUGAACCGGAAUUCGGUCCUGUCCGACCCCGGCUUGGACAGCCCCCACACCUCCCCAGUCAUCACCUCCAGAAUGUUCCAGCACCAUCGGCGCCAGGGCUCAGACACGCCAUUCUCCCCCUCCGCAGAACAGGUGAGGGUCCGGACUUCCUGCCCCCCCACACUUCCCCAUUUUUAAAAGCACCCCUUGAAAAAUUACCCCUGCCUCUCUCGCUUUUCUGAGCCCCUUGAGCAGAGGCCAGCAAAUGUUUUCAGCAGGGGGCCAGUCCACUAUCCCUUGUGGGGAGCCAGACUAUAUUUUUGGGGGGGAAAUGAACGAAUUCCUAUGCCCCACAAAUAACCUAGAGAUGCAUUUUAAAUAAAAGGACACAUUCUACUCAUGUAAAAACACGCUGAUUCCCAGACCGUCCACAGGGCAGAUUGAGAAGGUGAUUGGGCCGGAUCAGGCCCCCGGGCCUUAGGUUGCCUACUCAUGCCCUUGAGCUUCCCAACCCUUUAGCUGCGAUUUUGAUUCUCACCCACCCCAUGACCACAAGGUGGGUAGGAACUUUCUUUGUGUGUGGGGGGGUGUUAUUCUGGGAGGGUUUUUUCCCCCUUUUCUGUUUCAGAUUUCUAAAACAACAGUAGUGAAUACAGACCUUACCCAUCAGAGACCAUUAAAUACACAUAUAAUAACACCAGCUUGCUCUCCUUCUGAAACUUCCAUUUUAGAUAAUAAAGCUGAGACAUAACUAUUCUCAGCUUCUUCCCCCCCCCCAAAAAAAACCCCAACAACUUGUGGUUCUUCCUCCGCAGUUUGUGAUGUGUCUCACCCUGAUAAAUGACCUUUUGCAGGGCUCGGAUCGGACGCUGAGGCCGCUCAUCAUUGGUCCAGAGGAAGAUUACGACCCGGGAUAUUUCAACAAUGAGGUAGUAGCGCCAUCCCUGCCUCAGCCGUGCUUUCUUGGUGGGGGGGUGGGGGGAGCGGUAACAGGCCUUCUAAUAGUAGAGUAGGAUGGGGUUUGCUGGUUGGCCAAGGCAUCUCCUACUCAGAAUUUUAAAAUAUUACUAUUAUUAUUCAUUUUUAUUAGCUGCCAAGUGCAAAAUGCCUCUGGGAAACAUACAUACACUAUGUAAAGACAUUUGUCAGGUUUAAGAAUACAGUCCCUCUCUAAGGCCACCCCCACCCCACUCCCAACGUCAGAUCGUAACCCCUCAAAAGCCCCAGAGAAUCUGCAUUUCUGAAUGGGACGCUGAUAGGAUGGGCCUUCUCGGUAGUGGCACCCACCCUAUGGAACGCCCUCUCACCAGAUGUCAAAGAGAACAAUUACCAGACUUUUAGAAGACAUCUGAAGGCAGUCCUAUUUAGGGAAGCUUUUAAUGUUUAAUAGCCUAUUGUAUUUUAAUAGUCUGUUGGAAGCCGCCCAGAGUGGCUGGGGAAGCCCAGCCAGAUGGGCGGGGUAUAAAUAAUAAAUUAUGAUUAUGAUUAUUAUGAUUAUUAUUGGUCUGAUAGGAUGUUAAGGUAUGUGCCAGGAGGACCUCCCUGGGCAGAGAUUAAGGGGACAGGGCACAGUAGAAAAGGCCAACCGCUGGAUCUCAGCCAGAGGCAGGGUACAGAGAAGGGCCUGAUGAUGAUGAGGAUGAACACAGAAUCUGAGCUGCCCAUUAGGUAUUGGAGGUCCUGAGCAAACAAUGGCUUUGCAGGACCAAAACAAGCACUUUGAGGUGUACCCUGGAACAUACAGGCAGUCCGUGUGGGCCCUGUGUUGUCGUCUGGCAACCACUGAGCGUGUUUCUUCUUCUUCUUCUCUCUCCUCCCCGCAGUGUGACUCCCUCUUCCAGGAUUUAGGGAGGCUGAAGACACGGCUGGCGCACCUGGGCGUCUUCCUGCGCUACAUCUUCUCUCAGGCUGACCCGAGUCCUCUGGUAGGAUCCAAAGGGGCUCCUUCCUUCCUUUUACCCUUCGCCAUUCCCAAGGCAAGGGCCCAGUGGGAAGAGAUGCAGGGAGCAUGCCACUGGGCAGUCUGGGCCGCUGCAGGGAGAUGGGGGGGGGGUCAGGGAUGUGCCGGGAAGGCAGGAGGGAGUAUGCUGGUGUUUGUGUCAGACUUUUUGCACCCAGCCUGUGUGCCCAAGCACAGGCGCCGCAGCAGGAAGGAAGGAAAGAAGCUAGCUAGAUUUCUGCCAGCUUUUUCCCACAGGCACAAGACCCAGGUGCUUGUCUUUCAAAAGAAAGCCAGUCAAAAUCAGGCGCCUGGUGUCCUGCAUGCCAGGCAUUGGGUACCACAGGGCAAAUGAACCUAUGUGUGGAAUACGCUGGUUUAUUACGGGGUCCUCGCCAUGGGAUCACAUUCACCCGCUGCUAUACCAGCUGCACUGGCUCCCGGUGGAGCACAGGAUCAGAUUUAAGGUGCUGGUUUUAACCUUUCAAGCCCUAUACGGCCUAGGACCCUCGUACCUACGGGACCGCCUCUCCUGGUACGUCCCAUGGAGGACCUUACAGUCUUCAAACAAAAACAUAUUGGAAAUCCUGAGCCACAGGGAGGUUAGGCUGGCCUCAACCAGAGCCAGGGCUUUUUCGGCCGUGGCCCCGAUCUGGUGGAACGCUCUGUCACAAGAGACAAGGGCCCUGCGGGACUUGACAUCUUACUGCAGGGCCUGCAAGACAGAGCUGUUCCACCAGGCCUUUGGCCAAGGCACAGUCUGACCCCUUCCUUUGGUCAUCCUCAUAGAACUCUAGCCCAAUAGCUGCCAUGAAUUUGAUUUGAAACGAUUUUAAAAUGAAAUGAUUUUCGAAUGCUGUGCUGCUUUUAUUGUUGUUAGCUGCUCUGAGCCCGGCUUCGGCUGGGGAGGGCAGGAUAUUAUUAUUAUUAUUAUUAUUAUUAUUAUUAUUAUAAAACUCUCUGAAUCAGAGGAGCUGCUCCCGGCAUGAAGAUUGGGGGCUGAUAGCAGGCAAGCAGUUUUCUAGUUGUGUGCCUUAAGCCUAUGUAUUAAUAAGGUGUAUGUUUAAAUUAAGAUAUUCCCAGCCCUCACUGUUGCCUCAGACGUGGAGAUAACUUUUUUUCUCACAUUACAAAGAGACCAAAGUGUCUUGUGAGCAGGAUUCAGUCCCACUAAAAAGGAGGAUGGAGACCCCAGAGAACCACUGCCGGCCACAGACUUGGUAGAUGGCAGCUUUCUGUCUUCCCCUCCAAAUCGGUUCUUUAUUUAGAGCCAUGAGGACUACAGCCUUCAUUUCUGGAGGCUCAGUGGUGGGGCACGUGCAGAACAUCCCAGGCCCCCAAUCCCUGACUUCGCCAGGUCAGGACUACCCCUCCCUGAGAGCCACGGCUGCCAAUCAGUGUUGACAAUACUGAACUAGAUUGGUCUGACCCAGCAGAAAGCAGCCUCUUCGUAAUUCUUCAGCCCGUGAAAUGCGCUUUGCUGUGGUUGCCACAGUUAGUUCCUGCUCGUGCGAGAAUUGCGAAACACGCCCGCAAUCCCUCCUCCGUUUCCAGCCAGGCAAGAUGCCCCCAUUUAUCCUGGACUGGCAUGGUGUCUUCCCUGGGGGCUCCCACGGCAACUCCAUACCGGGGACGCCCUGCCAGUCCCACUUCCUCUCUCCCCCCUCACCCCACCCUUUUCGGCUCUCUUGUGGGCAUUUCUUCAUCCUCUCCGUUCCCUCUCACCCUGAUGCGUGUUUUUUCUCCUCUUCCUUCCUCCUCUCUCUCUUCUCGGCAGCUGCUGUACUUGUGCGCAGAUGUUUGCCAGCAGAUGAGCCCCAAGGAAGCCCGCGGACUUGGGAAGGACAUUUGGAACAUCUUCCUGGAGAAAACCGCGGUGAGUGAUUGGGCAGCCGGGGGCUUCCUCGCUCCCCCCACCCCCAGCCAUAUCACGUACCAGGUUGCACUGGUGUUGUGGGGUGUGAGAGGCCUCAGGAGGCCAGUGCUGGUGGGUCAACACUGUCUCUUUCUUUCUCUUCCUCAGCCUCUGAGAGUCAAGGUCUCCGAUCAGUUGUUGGCUGAGAUAGGUGAGUUUGACCUCUUGAGCAAAAGGGCUGUUGUGACCCUUUAAGGAUUAGAAAUCUAGGAGCAGAGACAGGUAGUGAUGGCUUGGGGGAAUUUCCUUCUCUUCCUGUGUGCUCCUUGAGUCAGUCUUGCCAUGGGCGAACGGAUCAGCCCCAAGAACAGUCCAGAAAGUCACUGGCCCAGAAGAGCCUUGGGAACAAGCUUUGCCUUCACAAAACAAAUGAAAUACCUUGAAAAUCCCUGAAACGAGAAGUACUGUAUUUUUUGCUCUAUAAGACUCACUUUUCCCCUCCUAAAAAGUAAGGGGGAAAGUGUGUGCGUCUUAUGGAGUGAAUGCAGGCUGCGCAGCUAUCCCAGAAGCCAGAACAGUGAGAGGGGUUGCUGCUUUCACUGCGCAGCGCUCCCUCUGGCUGUUCUGGCUUCUGAGAUUCAGAAAUUUUUUUUUCUUGUUUUCCUCCUCCAAAAACUAGGUGCGUCUUGUGGUCUGGUGCAUCUUAUAGAGCGAAAAAUACGGUAAUUGACAAGAAAUAUUAUCUUAUAGAAAUAAACUAAAUAGGUUUUCCUAUUUUUUCCUUAAACUUUUUGAUUUUUUGAUUUAGUUUAUUUCUAUAAGAUAAUAUUUCUAGUCGAUUACUUCUCAUUUCAGGGAUUUUCACGUUAUUUCAUUUAUUUUGUGUAAUUUCUCGGUUCCGUGGCUGUCUUUCUUCCACGGGCUUUGCCUUCACGGCCGGAGGCAGCGAUUCUUCUGAACACCCCAUUGCUGGAAGCCUCAGGAGAGCAGAGCGUGCUGUUACACUUGGGUCACGCUUGAGGGUUUCUGGGGCAUCUGGUCGGCCGCUGCUAGAACAGGACCGGACGGGCCCCUGGCCUGAUCCAGCAACAGAGUUCUUCUUACGUUACGUUCUUCCUUGGGUGCUGCUAUUGUGCUCAGGACCUGCUGAGCAUCCGGCUGGCCACUGUGAGAUAGGAUGCUGGACUAGUGGGCCCCGUGUGGGUCAGCAGACUCUUCUGUCCUUUUGAGGCAUUUGGAGGCCGUAGAACGGGUGGGGGAGCACCUGCGGACCCCCACCUCCCAUCACCAUCAGCUGAGGCUGUUGGGUGUCAAGUCCAGCAGCACCUGGAGGGUCAGAGAUGGUCCUCCCUGCUGUGAAGUCUCCCCUCCUCCUGUCUAUAGAAGCCUCCAGGCCUCCCCCUUGUCACACCUUCAUAAGACUUAUUUUCCUCCCCCCCCCCCCAUCCAUGGCUCCUGCAGACUCCUGCCUGCGGAAUGGGGAGGACGUCCGGAGCAUUUUCCUAGAGGCCCAGGAGGCCGUCAUGCCCGAGAUCCAGGAGCAGAUCCAGGAUUACAGGUGAGCGCAGAUCCCCCAGUGCCUUGCCUGGCUGCGGCUGCGAAAGUACGUUGAUAGGGAAAAUGGGAGGUGGCAGAGGUGAAGGGAUUGGGGGUAGCGAGCCCAAAGGCCUGGGGGGCAGAACUGACACACGCUGUAUCAGAAGGGAAUCAGGGGGCUCCCCCAGGGAAAUAGUUUAUUCAACGUUCAGCCUGAUUCGCUUGCCCGAGGCUUACAUGGCGGAGGUGAGAUUUUCAGGGUUAGGUCUUUCCUGAGCUUUUGUUUGGCUUGGUUUACAGGGCAGUUGUGAGGCAAUGAGCAUUCAUCCCGGGGGGUGUGUGUGUGUAGGUAGGUAGGGUGGUGGUUAUACAUCUUCCCAUUAGCCAUUUAUCAUCACACACUUAUCUAUGCCUUUCCCUGUUACUUUCCAAAUCACGAAAAUAGAAUUCCUAUGAAGUGCAUUUGUGUGCUGAUUGAUUAAAUUAAUCUGUAGAGGAGCGGCAAGGAUCCCAAUGGCUAAAAACUGGAAAAAAAGAAACUGUGCCAACAAAAAAGGAACGGCAAGACAAACUGUUAGAGUAUAUUGAACUGGCUAGAUUAACAGAGGCAGUUAGAGAUCACACUAGACAAGAGUUUCAAAAAGCAAGGGGGGAUAUGCAGAGAAUACUUCACAAAACAGUGCCCUAAAAUACACACCUGGACUUGUUUCGAUUAAUGUCUGCAGGAGUCUUUGUGGAUAUUUAAGUUAUAAUUAGAAAAAUCUUAAUAAUAAUUCAUAAAGGAAACAGCUUAUAAGAAGUAAAUAAGGAGACCAGAUACAGGAUAAAGGAAGUCUUUUAUUUGGUUGUUUGUAUUGUUGUAUGUUAUGCUCAUUGCAUGUUAUGUUCACGUUUAAUGAGGGUGGAUUUCUGUAUUGGGGGGUGGGGGUGGUUAUGUUAUGUUGUAAAUAAUUAAAAAAAAAAAAAUCUGUAGACUUCAGCUCACUUGCUUAAUCCACUACUCCAGUUUUGAGUAGUUUUGAUGGGGUUUUGUGUGUCUUACGUGAAUCCCCUAGUUGGUACCCACUUCCACCUGCAACAGAACAGAAUAAAGUUUUGUUUUGGGGUCGAUGCUCCUUCGUGCAAGCAGGGAUCCCAGAGGAAGUGCCCUUUUCUAAGACAGAAACUUGACAGCUGUUGUUUCCAUCCAGCUGGAGCUGUUUUAAAAAGCAAACCUGUUCAGCAAAUGUGCCUCUUCUGUGCUUUAAAAGAGAGCCCAAAUGGAAUGAAAUGGCAUCAUGUCAGGUGUUGCGUUGCUUUCCUCUGGGUCACAUGACUUUACUUCCAGAUCUUCUAAGCCGCCUUGAGUUCUGGGGAAAUUGGGUGGGGGGCAGGUUAGGUAGGAUACAGAGUUAUGAAUGAAAGCUGAGAGCGAGGAGUGUCUUCAUCCUGCCCUGGUCUCCUCUCUGGCCUUGCAGGACCAAGCGCACUAUGGGCCUGGGAAGCUUGUACGGGGAGAACGACUUGAUGGACCUUGACGGAGACCCCCAGAAGGAGCGCCAGGUGGCCGAGAAGCAGAUUGCUCAGCUUGGAGACAUCCUGUGAGUGUGUGUGUAUAAUCUGAGAUUGCACACCUGAGAUGACUUUCCUGCAGCAUUAAAGUGUCUGUAUACAGUAUGUGGGGACGCGGGUGGUGCUGUGGGUUAAACCACAGAGCCUAGGACUUGCCGAUCAGAAGGUUGGCGGUUCGAAUCCUGACAACGGUGUGAGCUCCCGUUGCUCGGUCCCUGCUCCUGCCAACCUAGCAGUUUAAAAGCACGUCCAAGUGCAAGUAGAUAAAUAGGUACCCCUCCGGCGGGAAGGUAAACAGCGUUUCCGUGUGCUGCUCUGGUUCGCCAGAAGUGGCUUAGUCCUGCUGGCCACAUGACCCGGAAGCUGUACGCCGGCUCUCUCAGCCAAUAAAGCGAGAUGAGCACCGCAACCCCAGAGUCGGCCACGACUGGACCUAAUCGUCAGGGGUCCCUUUACCUUUAUACAGUAUGUGUGUGUCAGGGGCUGACCUGGCAGGGGCUCCCCCCCACCUCCAGCCUUGCAAGGCUCCAGAUAUCAUAUAGGAACUCCUUGCCUGUUGCUCUGCUCACCAUCUGCUCCUGGAGACUUUGACGGCCGGCUUCUGCUUUUCUUUAAGGACCCGUUUUUAUUGAGUUAAUGCCAAUAAAGCAGGAGGGAAUCAUGAAGGGUGAUUGGAAGUUGUGGCUCAGAGCCAGGCCGGGUUGUUUUGCGGCUGGUGUAUUGGGAGCGCCCUCAGUGAGAGAGAGGAGAGAGAUAGCUGUUCACGGAGGAACGAUCCCGCCCUGGUCGGUGGCCGAGGCCCUCCUCUAACUGGAGAACACAAAGGGGCACAAGGAGUGACCCCUGUAAUCUUGUCCGGUCUGGAGUCACCGGUGGGUUUUCUAAAGGGGUCUGCUCCAGUUUGGGACAGCCAUAGUGGCUGGGCAUAGGCUGUGCUGCCACCACAGUCCCAUCCUGCCUGGAGGAUUGCGCAUGUGGUGCUGCCAAGCUUGAGGCUACAUGUAACUACAGGGACAAGCAGCCCCUCUGGCUGCAGAGUGAGGGUGGGGCUGGGUCCCUUGGGAACGGGGGGCAGAGAUAUUCCCCCAGGGAGACUUGCCAGCAGAGGGUUAUGUGCCUGUGUGUGGUCUCAAGGUGGGAGACGAUAGGGCAGUCCUGGGGGGUAAAAAACGUGCUUGCCAAUGGAAUGGUUGACCCUGUGGCUUGCAAAUGAUGUGCCCAGCCUCUUGCAAGCAUGGCCCAGUGGUCAGGGAUGGUGAUGGAAGUCCCAGCAACAUCCAGAGGGCACCAGUGUGCAGGAAGGAAGGCGGGUUUUUAGUAUAGACCAAAUGGGCAAGAGAGGGUCUCCCGCCUGGGCACGUGGACCCCCUGUGAGCCAUCUCUUGGAAGCGACUGGGCUGUAAGCAGAGGAGGAGAGGCUGUCGGAAGUGAAGAUGCAUCCUAACCUCCUCCUCCUUCCUUUGUCUCCUUCCUCCAGAUCCAAAUACGAAGAGGACCGGAGGUGAGUGUCUCCCUCGAACCUCAGCCCCCCCAGGACUACUGGGUCAGGCUGCUCAGAAGGUGGGGAGAAUUCCAAGGGUCCCCUUGAGAGGCUGCCGGUGACCUGCUUUUUCCUGCUCUCUUUACCUUUCAUGUGGCAUAUUGCUUUGUUUCUGGGUUUUUAUCUUACGUAUGUGUCUUGUCAAGGGACGUGGGUGGCGCUGUGGGUUAAACCACAGAGCCUAGGACUUGCCGAUCAGAAGGUCGGCGGUUCGAAUCCCUGCGACGGGGUGAGCUCCCGUUGCUCGGUCCCUGCUCCUGCCAACCUGGCAGUUCGAAAGCAUGUCAAAGUGCAAGUAGAUAAAUAGGUUCCCUCGGCCAAUAAAGCGAGAUGAGCGCCGCAACCCCAGAGUCGGCCACGACUGGACCUAAUGGUCAGGGGUCCCUUUACCUUUAGUUUGAGUUCUCUCUGCUUUUCUCCCUCCCACUGGCCAGCAGCCUCUUCCCCCUGCCCUCCCCUUGUGGGGCUCAGUUGACCCCUCUUCCUCCCCGCAGCGCCCCCAUGAGCUUCGCCUUGAACACCUACAUGGGCCAUGUGGGGAUCCGUCCGCGAGAAGCACGCCCCGUCAGUGUGGUGGAGAAGUCCCAGGCACAGGAGAAAGACAAGUGGCUGCCGUUCUUCCCCAAGGCCAAGAAGGUGAGCUGGUGGUCAGGCUGGAGGGAGGGAGAGAAGGGUGUGGGUGUGUGUGUGUCCCGUGCCUCUCCUAAUACACACUCUGUGUGUGUCUGCGUGUCUCUCUCUCUCCUGGCUCAACAGAGCAGCAGCACCAAGAAGGAUAAGGACGCCAUGGAAGACAAGAAGCGGAACCCCAUCCUCAAGUACAUUGGGAAGCCCAAAAGCUCCUCCCAGAGCAGUGAGUUCCAGGGGCAGAGGAGGGCAGGGGGUGACGGUGCUGAGCACCCCCUUCUCCUGCAGUGUGUUCUGGGGGGAGUGGGUUCACCCGGGCUUCCUCCUUCCUUCCUUCCUCCUCUCCUUGCUUCUCCUCCUCCUUUUUCUAUCUUUUUCAUCGGUGCAAUUUUGACGUUGAUUUUGACAUUCCAUUCUUUUUGUUUUCCUUUUCAGCAUUUCAUGUCCCCUUGUCCCCUGUUGAAGGUAAAAACAAAAGGAACACACACCCCCUUGCUGGUUUUUCUCCCUGACCCCCCCUCCCAGCUCACCCCCCUUUACCCACCCCACCCCUGCUGCUGCUGCUUAAAAAAAAUAAAAAAUGUCGAGGAGGUAUCUUUUUCUAGAAAAGGCCUUGUAAAUUGUUGUUGUCACUGGUUCUGUGAGGAUGGGUUGGAUUUAAUCGCUCAGGGUCUCCCCCCACCCUCUUUCCCCUCCCCAUGCAAAAGCCACACUUCCGUUUCCUUGCCUAACUUCUGCACCCAGGACAGCGCACGUUGGCUUAGUGUCGCUGCCUCCCCUCCUCUGCCAUGCAAUCGUGAGGAACAUGGCCUUGGCGCUGCCCUCAGAGGACCCUGUCUGCCGUGGCUUCCCCAGCGGGGUGGGAGAUUGCCUGGGGAAAGGUGUGCAAACCACCCCUUGCGUUCACCGUGGGGAGAUGGCGCCACCUUCUCUCUCAGAGGCACCGGAGUGGAGCUGAAGGCCACCCCUUUCCCCUUCCCCUCCCAUCUCCUUCAGAGCUGGUCAUUCAGGUCGUGUCCCCUUGAUGUCGUUCUGCUUACAGGAAUGGCCCUUCUUCCCCUUUGAUUUCUUGCCAGCGGGUGUUUGGGGGGCCCUGGACCUGGGCUGGGCCUGAGGCCGUGGGGUUCCUCCUUUGUGGCAAUCCCUUGUGGGAAUCCGUAGUCCUAGGUUUCCUCCCUAAGCCGAGCCUCUUCAAGUGGGGAGAGGGGUUCAGGAUGGCGACCAGGUGAAGGGGAGAGCGGAGACGGGGCCCUCUCAUCCCUCGGCAGCUGUGUAGAAGUGGAGUGCGUCUGUGUAAUUACGGCCUUCCAGGCUUUUAUCCAGGCAAGGCCUGCUGAGAGUGGACCAGUUGAAAUUAGUGAACCCAAGCUGUUCAUGUCCAUUAGUUGCAGUGGGUCUACUCUGAGGAGAACUGGCAUUGGAUACAAUUCCCCUUCCCUCCCCCCAAAAGUGCCAUGCUUCAGUUCCCUCUACACCAGCGGUUCUCAACCUGUGGGUCCCCAGAUGUUGUUGGACUACAACUCCCAUCAUCCCUGAGCUCUGGCCUUGCUAGCUAGGGGUGAUGGGAGUUGUAGUUCAACAACAUCUGGGGACCCACAGGUGGAGAAAGGCUGCUCUACACAGUCAUCUGCCUUGGACCUUCUUCUGGGCCAGACCCUGGUGUCUACCCCCUCACACCCUCCCCAAUUAAGUCUGUAGCUAUGUGGGGCUUCUAACGGCUCGACUUUCCCUCCCGCUCUGACCAGUUAAACCUGGCAACGUGAGGAACAUCAUCCAGCACUUUGAGAACAACCAGCAUUAUGACUCGCAGGAUCCUGGCCUGCAGCGCCUCUCCACCGGCAGCUUCCCUGAGGACCUCCUGGAGUCGGACAGGUAGGAGGAUGCCCAGAACGCCCGGCAAGGGGGGUGGGCACAGGUGGGCUCCAAGUCCUCAUCUGCCCUCCUUCCUCUCCCUCGUGGCUUCAGUUCCAGGUCGGAGGUCAAACUCGGCCGGUCGGAGAGCCUGAAGGGCCGGGAGGAGCUGAAGAGGUUGCGCAAAGCAGAGAACGUGCCUCGCUCACGCAGCGACGUGGAUAUGGACGCCGCGGCUGAGGCCACCCGCCUCCACCAGUCGGCCUCUUCUUCUGCGUCCAGCCUCUCUGCCAGGUGAAAAGCGGGGAGCUCCUUAACGUCUAGCGCCACCUUCUGUACUUAGUAUUCCAGCACCUUGCAGAAGUUGAACGCUUUCCAGAUAAAUUUUGUUGUUUGCUGGGCAUCUCUUUAGAAGCGGCUUAUCAUUGUUCCAUCUUUGAGGCUGCUGUUCUGCGCCAUGUUGGGCACAGAAGCGUUAAGAACAUAAGAACAGCUUGCUGGAUCAGACCAAAGUGGACCCAUCCGGUCCAGCCUCCUGUUCUCACAGUGGCCAAGCAGGUACCCAAAAGGGAAACCUGUAAGCAAGACCUGAGCACAAGAACAACUCUCCCCACCUGUGGUUUCCAGGGAGGAUUCAGAAGCAUCGCUGCCUCUGACUGGAGGCACAGCUGAGCCACCCUGGCUAGGAGCCAUUGAUACAACAAAACAACAACACCACAAACCGACUUAUAAUUAUAAAACCAAAUUUACUAGAAUGAUAGCUAGAAUAGAGAUGGACUUGUAACCAUUCAAACAACAAACAUACUAAGGUGCCAUGUGCAAGACCAAGCCUGGAGAUACUGUAAACGUGGAGUGGAUAAAUGUACAACUCUUAUCUCCCAACAUUAACAUUCAAUGUUAACAGAACGUUCACAUCCAAGGUGACACAAUUUAAGCAGCCUCUUUUAUAUUGUUUGUAAACCACUACAAGGUUUUAUUGACAGGUAGGCGGGAUGCAGUUUUUGCUAAAUAAAUAAAGUAAAUAAAUAACUGUAAUCGGGCAGCUAAGGCAGCUUUCUGCUCCUCGUUUUCUUUAUUUUGCAAAAAUUGCAUCCUGCCCAGCUUCAAACAAAGCUGCUAAGUGGUUUACAAAGAGCAUAAAAUACACGUUUAAAAUGGCCCGUAAAAAAGAACCAGCGUUAGAAACAAGUUUACAAAAAGCAAAUUUAAUGAAAUAAGAAGUUAAAAGUGUGCAUACUAAGCUGAAAUGACUGGUUAAAAUACAUUUCAACUUUUACAUGUCUUGGUAGGCUUUGCCCAAACAAAAUAUUUUAGUAGGCUCCCCCCAAAAUACAGCGAAGGUGCCUCCCUAAUCUCAAUGGGCAGGGAGUUCCAGAGGGUAGGAGGUGCCACGCUGAGAUGCCAGUUCCUUAAAGAUGCAGAAUGGGCCUUAAUGUGGAACUUCCAGUAGUGCCACUUCCGCAGAUCAAAAUGGUCAAGUGGGCAUAUAUGGGGGAAGGUGGCUCCUAAUUAAGAUGUGCAGCAUUUGUCUUCAUGGUGCGCCUUUCUCGCCCCCCCCCAUCCCUGCCUUUCUUCCUUUGAGGAGCCCUCUGUCUGUUUGCAAAGGAAAGGGGUCACUCUCUCCCUCAUUCUGUGCCCUCCCGGUCUUUGGGACUCCAGCUCCCAUCAGCCCAGCCAUCGUGGCUGUGCCCUCGUGAGUCCUUGUGCCAUUUGACCUGCUGGCUGGGGCUGAUGGGAGCUGGAGUUCAAGCACCUGGAGAGCACCUGGUUGGAGAAGUCUGCGUUCUGUGUCUUAAGUGUUUGCUGGAUGGGUCCCUUCCCGCAGCCCCGAGGGAGUUAAGCCCAGAGCUUGUGGUGCUCACCAUUUAUAAUCUCUUCUUGUGCCUCCAGGUCUCUGGAAAACCCCACACCGCCGUACACUCCCAAAAUGGGGCGCAGGUGAGCUACCCUUGCAGCCAGGGCCAGGAGAAACGGGCAUUCUUCCAUGGGGUAGGAAGAAUGUGUUGUCUAGGUGUUUUCCUCUUCGUCUUCUUAUUCUUGGUGACCCAAAGGAGCAGGGGGAACGAGGCCAUGGCUGUCUUGUGCUUAGUCACGGUGGUCCUGUGUAUGCCUGCGUGGAGUCCUCCCUCCCAUCGCUGGACCGUGGCAGAGACCCCAGAGCUGAAAUUGAACUGGAGGCUCGUUUAGUUGAGUCUCUCCGUCUGUCUUGCAGUUGGGGUGUCCUGCAAAUGUGAAAGAGACUUCUGGGUCCGGCUGGCUCAUAAUGGGGCUAUAAAGACCCUGUGUUGGGAGAGAUGCUGCAAGGAAGGAACUAGGGUAGGGGUCAGCCAGCUUUUUGGGCCUGUGAGCCCAUUGGCACCUCACUCGCUCCUUCCCUGGAGCAGAACACCCAGCCGCAAGAGACGAGAGAAAAUGAGCACAUGUCCAAACAUCACUUUCCCAGAGGCUCUGGAUACAGUUCCGAUCCAGCAGAAUUAACCUGAGCCUUGAAAAGCACAUGGAGCUAAAAGAUGAAGUGGGAAGGAGCAUCGCAAGGCUCUCGUUUGCAUCAGCAGGCAAACUCUGAAGCUCUUAUGCACCGUUAGUUCCAGGAAGGCCCAGUUUACGAGGCUGGAGGACCUUUCUCAGAGACCCUCUUUUGACACCCCUUCUUGUCUCUCUCCAACCCCCCCGGCGCAGAAGCAUCGAGUCCCCAAACUUGGGCUUCAGCACUGACUCCUUCCUGCCCCACCUGCUGGAGGACGACCUCUUCCAGCUCUCGGACCUGGAGCUGGAGCCGGACUCGCAAAACUGGCAGCACACCGUGGGCCGUGAAGUCGUGUCUUCCCUGACGCAGCGGGAGAUCGACCGCCAGGAAGUCAUCAAUGGUGAGGAGGGUCUCUCUGCGGUCGCCAUCAGAAAGACGGGGGGGGCGUGCCUGGUGAGCUCUACCCGUCUGACAUAGGGCCAAGGCAGCCAAGGGCGGUGCUUCCUGGCCUUGAGGGGGGCUGCGAUGUCUCCAAGGAAGAAGAGGAAUCCCUAGAUAGGGCCUGUAAGACAGAGCUAUUCCACCUGGCUUUCAAUUUGAACUUAGCCUGAUCUUUUAUUCCCCUUCCUCCCCUUUUUAUGACGAUUCCCCGCUCUGGGAUCCCACAGCUAAUUCUCCCCUGGUCUCCUUGCUGGCCCAAAUAGGACUAAUUUAGCCAGCUAGCCCUGGGGAUCAUCUAAUGUUUAUUGGAUGGAUUUCCCCCCUAAAUUGAUUUGUGAAUUCUGAAUUUAUUGUUAUUCACGUUUUAUACUGUAUUUUAUGCUGGUUUUUUGUUGCAUCAAUCAAUUGUUUUAAAUUUGUUGUUAGCUGCCCUGAGCCCGGUUUUCUGAACCGGGAAGGACGGGGUAUAAUUAAAAAUUCAUUAUUAUUAUUAUUAGAUGGAUGAGGGGUGGGUGUGCUGCCCUGGUAACCAGAGCCAUCAGCUCUGCACUGGCGCCUGGGCUGGGGAGGAGCCACGUGGCUCAGUGGCAAAGAGUCCCAGGUUUGAUCCCAGGGAACAGGGUCUGCCCGAGACCCUGGAGAGCCAGCAGAGAGUGGAACCAUCAGGGGUCUGACUAAACAACGCCGCUCUAUCCCUUCAUUGAUGGCACAGUUUUGUUCAGGAGGAGGGCAGGUUUACUUCACGACCCAAAUCUUUAAGAACAAAUCGAAACUUCUCUUUCCUCAGAGCUGUUUGUGACAGAGGGCUCUCACUUGCGGAUCCUGCGCGUCCUGGACGUUCUCUUCUACCAGCGCAUGAGAAAGGAGAGCCUUCUUUCCCGGGAGGAGCUGGCCCUCCUCUUCCCCAACCUCCCAGAGGUCUUGGAGAUCCACAGUAAGGCUGCUUCUCCUGCUCCCUUGGAGCCCCUUUGGAUCAGGCCCCCUGUUCUGUGGUUUCUACAGCAGGCAGAGUGGGUCUCCCCUCCACAAGCCCCCUGCUCAGGAGGAGAACUGGAGCAAAGCCAAAGAGCCCCACAGGGCGGAGAGGGCAGGGAAAUCCUGAGGGUGGCCUUGAUCCCAUUUGCAAUGUUGGUUGGACUCUAAAUGGGCAGCUUUGAGGCCGGCUGUGUGCCCACUGCUGAGAGCCUUUCACUGAAAAUAAAGAGUGCCUGUGUGGAGUUUAAAACUAGGCCCGUACUCCAUUCCCUUCUGUCACCUUUUCUCCUUUCCUCACCAUCCUUCCCUCCUCCAGAUUCUCUUUCGGAAUCAAUGAAGAGGCUGCGAGAGGAAGGGCCGAUCGUCAAAGAGAUUGGGGACCUCAUGCUUUCCCGGGUGAGGAUCCCAGACCGCGUGGGCUGCCUUGGGGACACUAGGUGAUCUCCUGACCCACCUGAGGUUAACCCAGGAGUGUUUUCUCUCCCCUGCCCUCUUUGUGUCCCCCCAGUUUGAUGGGGCUGCCCGCGAGGAGUUCCAGCAGAUGGCUGCCCGCUUCUGCGCAUACCAGUCCAUGGCACUUGAGCUGAUCAAAACCAAGCAGCGGAAGGAGACUCGCUUCCAGCUCUUCAUGCAGGUAGCCUCGUGAUGGGGCAGGAGGCUGCUAAUGGACGGGGAGGAAGGAGAUGGGGGAGGAAGGGACUUUUCUUUUCUUUUUUUAAAAAAAUAUUUCAAAACAAAAAAAAUUACAAGCAUCAAAUUCAAAAUCCAUAUUCAUUUUCUAAUGUAAGCCUAUUACAUAAAGGUAAAGGGACCCCUGACCAUUAGGUCCAGUUGUGGCCAACUCUGGGGUGCUCAUCUCGCUUUAUUGGCCAAGGGAGCCGGCGUACAGCUUCCGGGUCAUGUGGCCAGCAGGACUAAGCCGCUUCUGGCGAACCAGAGCAGCGCACGGAAACGCCAUUUACCUUCCUGCCAGAGCUGUACCUAUUUAUCUACUUGCACUUUGACGUGCUUUCGAACUGCUAGGUUGGCAGGAGCAGGGACCGAGCAACGGGAGCUCACCCUGUCGCGGGGAUUCGAACCGCCAACCUUCUGAUCAGCAAGUCCUAGGCUCUGUGGUUUAACCCACAGCGCCACCCGCAUCCCUUAGCCUAUUACAUAGAUUACCUAAAUUAAAAUAUAUCUAAUUGCUCUAGGCUUCCCUUUGCUAUAUGUAAAUACAACACAAUUAACAAAUUAUAUUAUAAAUGAUAUUAUAGGUUCCCAUAUACCCCCCACUCCCCUUCAGCCAUGUGUGAUCUCAAUAUUUUACUUCUUCCGUCUUGUUAUAAUUUGAUAAUUAUUCAAUUGAUUCUGUUAUUAUUUUCUUGCUUACGUUUUACACAUUCUCUAUCAAUGUUUCAAUUCCGGAACCAUAUUUUCCCAUGUAUUCCUUCACUCCAUCCCACUCUCUAAUUAUUCUCUGAUUUGAGUGGCCUCUAAUAAUUGCCGUCAAUUUUGCCAUUUCUACAAGCUCACAGAGAUUGUUUUGCCGUUCUAAUAGUGAUGGGAUUUUCAGGGGGAGGAAGGGACUUUUCAGCGGCCAGCCCUCUCCUGUCUCUGCAGGCCAGAGAAACACAGUCCUGUCUCUCUCUCUCUCUCCCUGCCUUUCCCAGGAAGCCGAGAGCAACCCUCAGUGCCGCCGCCUCCAGCUCAAAGACCUCAUCAUCUCAGAGAUGCAGCGGCUGACGAAGUACCCUUUGCUGCUGGAGAACAUCAUCAAGCACACGGAUGGUAUCUCUCUCUUCAUAUUUGGGUGUUUGUUUGUUUUUUGUGUCUCUUCCUAUUCAAACGUUACACAUUGCAAUCUCCUCUUAAGCACAUUCAACUCGCUGGUUGAAAUUGCACAAAUUAAAUCCAGUCAAGGCUUGGUCUUCUUGGGGUUACCCAGCAGGGAAAUAACUCUUCAGCUCUGUGUCUUGCUUGCUGGGCAAGGCCCACUUGCCCUGUGGCCUCUGGGAGUGCUGGGGAUUCUUGCUGCCUCACCCACGAGCUGUGGGAGCAGCUCCAAGGAGUAGGGCCUACACGACCGUUGUGUAUACAUGGAACUAUUGGAACCAACCCCCCAUGUAAGAUGCAAUUGUACUGUAUUUUUUAACUUGUGUCAGCUUUCUGAUGUUGUGAGUCAGCAUACAUAGAGAUUACGGUGGUGUGUGCGCACUGUGCAUUAGCACCCUGUGGUGCUGUGUCUGUAGAGCGUGGGUGCUAUUCAGAAGCCAAUUUUCACAUUAACCAAUAAGGAUUAUUCUGCAUCAUGUAUCAGAGCUGCUGCUGAUCUGUUUUUCAGAGGUCGUUUUGUUUUUAAAUGCAGCAUUGUUUUUAGAUUGUACAGUGGUACCUCUGGAUGCGAACGGGAUCCGUUCCAGAGCCCCGUUCGCAUCCUGAAGCAAACGCAGCCUACGCGCGUGGGUCGCGAUUCACUGCUUCCACACAUGCGCAUGACGUCAUUUUGAGUGUCUGCACAUGCGCGAGCAGAGAAACCCGGAAGUAACACGCUCCAUUACUUCUGGGUUGCCGCAGAGCUGGGUUGCCGAAAAUAUUCAUCCCGAAGCUACUUCAACCCGAGGUAUGACUGUAGUGGAAGUCACUUUGGGACCACCCUGUGUGUUUUAAACAAAGCCUCCCAGGUUUUCCAUAAACAGAAACAAACUUUGCCAGUGGCCGGCCAGCCCAUCUAAGAGUGCUAGACUCAUAAUCUGGUGAACCGGGUUCGCUUCCCCGCUCCUCCACAUGCAGCUGCUGGGUGACCUUGGGCCAGUCACACUUCUCUGAAGUCUCUCAGCCCCACUCACCUCACAGAGUGUUUGUUGUGGGGGAGGAAGGGAAAGGAGAAUGUGAGCCGCUUUGAGACUCCUUGGGGUAGUGAGAAAGCGGGAUAUCCCUGAUAUUUGAUAUCAGGGAUAUCAAAUCCAAACUCUUCCUCACCUUCAUUGCUUAGGGGAGACCUUGGAGCACAAGAAACUUUGCCAGGCCCGGGACCAGUGCCGAGAGAUCCUCCGGUACGUGAAUGAGGCGGUGAAGCGGGCAGAAAACCAGCAGCGCCUGGAGGUUUACCAGAAGCGCCUAGAUGCCACUUCGCUGGAGCGGACCAGCAACCCGCUGGCUGCGGAAUUCAAGGUACACUUCCCCCUUUGCGCUGCACCCGAGUCCCUGGCUUUAUCCUGCUCGCCUCCUCCUCAAAAUGCUGCCUUUUUCUGCCCCUCCUGUCCAGAACCUCGACCUCCGAAGUCGUCGCAUGAUCCACGAGGGCCCUCUGAGUUGGCGCAUCAGCAAGGAUAAGACUGUGGGUAUGUAGCUGGCAGAAACGAAAGCUCCUCUCAGCGUUUGUGCGUGUUCUCACACAAACAUGGCACGGCCUCUCAGAGUGAAGGCCUGUGUGCGCUUCCUCUGCAGUUGACUUUUCUAAUUUAUAUCCCACUUUCCGAUUAAAACAGUAAUCAAAAGUGUGGAGGGGUUGUAGGAAGAUUGCCUGAGCUGAAAAGCCCUGGCGAGCCAUUGCUGCCAGCCUGAGUAGACAAGACUGAACUAGAUGGACUGAGCGAAGGGGUCAAGAGACAGCUUCCGAAAAGAUUAACAGAACCAAACAAUUUUGGAACAUGGUCCCUAAAACAAGCAGAGCUUUAGCUGUUGAAAGAUCAAAACUGUCAGUGUGUUGUUAUUCAUUCAUUCAAUCAAUCAAUCAUUUAUUUAUUUAAUAAAAUGUAUAAGCUUCUUGUUGUAGAAAGCUCAAAGUGGUUUACCAAAAGACUAAAACAAUAGAAGUCUUUUAAGUAAUUUAAACCAUUGAGAAACUCAAAACACACCAUAGUAUUUAAAGUUCCAGGACAACAGGCCACAGAUUAAAAGGCUCUCCCAGAUCAGCAGCCUUCGGAAGGCUCCAUGGCAGAACACCUGCUUGGAAUGCAGAAGGCCCCACGUUUAAUCCACACUGGCAGCAUCUCCAGGGAGGGAUGGGGAAUGACUCCCUGCCUGAGGCCCCGGAGAGCCAUUGCUGUCCAUCCGUGGCAACAGUCCUGAGCUAGAGAGACCGUCCCUUGUUCCUAUGUCUAGACAGGCCUUAAGUCAGACUUAUAUCAAAGAAAAGUACACGCACAUGUAUAAUGCCGUAGCAGGGAGGGAGUAGUGCGACUCAUGUAACACGUUGGCGAUUAAUAUACAGAACAAUAAUUAUCCAUACUUUAUUGAACUUCUGAGAAAAAUACAAAACAUUAAACAAAGCCACAAAGGCUUGCGAACUACCCAGCCUAAAAUGAACUUAUAAUAUCUGGUUUCAAUAGAUUUUUCAAAUGCUUAACUCCGUCUUUUAGAUAAGUUCAUGAAGAUACCAACAAAAGGUAAGUUCGGUGAUAUUCACAAUACCGAGAGAUGCUAGUAGAAUUGUAGAUAGAUAGGGAAGCAGUGCAUCAUAUAAUACGUUAAAAUUUCAUAUAAUGUAGAACUUGUGGAAAAACAAAAGCCCUGUAAACAGCAAUGAACAGGAUUAGCAAUACUCAAAGCAAUAGGCAAAGUGGUGCUCUUGCCCACCCACUUAUGAGCAGAUCAACAAAACAGGCCUUUUUGUGGCGGCUCCCUGUCUGCACAGUGCUCUCCCCAGAGAGAUCGCCUGGUGCCAUCAUUGCAUGUCUUUAGGCGCCUCUUUACCCAGGCCUUUGGCCAUUAUAUAAUCUGUGGGCUGUUUGUGGGGGGACUUUUAUUAUGAUUAUUUUAUUAAUACGCUAUCUAUUUUACGCUUUUUAUUAUGUAUUUAUUAUUAUGCUCUGAAAAACGUAUUCUUAAUGUUGUACUUAAUGUUAAGGUACGCGGGGGGCGCUGUGGGUUAAACCACAGAGCCUAGGACUUGCCGAUCAGAAGGUUGGCGGUUCGAAUCCCCAUGACAGGGUGAGCUCCCGUUGUUCGGUCUCUGCUCCUGCCAACCUAUCAGUGCAUGCAGUGCAAGUAGAUAAAUAGGUACCGCUCCGGCGGGAAGGUAAACGGCGUUUCCGUGCGCUGCUCUGGUUCCCCAGAAGCAGCUUUGUCAUGCUGGCCACAUGACCCAGAAGCGAGAUGAGCGCCGCAACCCCAGAGUUGGCCACGACUGGACCUAACAGUCAGGGGUUCCUUUAACUUUAAUCUUGUACACCACCCUGGGAUCUUUUGAUAAAGGGCGGUAAAUCCUCCCUCUCUCUCUUAGAUCUGCACGUCUUGCUCCUUGAAGACCUCCUGGUACUUUUGCAAAAACAGGACGAGAAGUUGGUUCUCAAGUGUCACAGCAAGAUGGCGCUGGGCUCCUCAGAUACCAAACAAACAUUCAGCCCCGUCCUCAAACUGAACGCGGUCCUCAUCCGCUCCGUGGCAACAGGUAGGAAGGGAGGCCGUAAAACCACGUGCCCUUAUGCAGAGGUGGGAAGCUAGACAGGCCAUGGCGCCCUGGUGGGUCGACUUUUCCUCCAGCUUGUCUCUCUCCUCCCUACAGAUAAGCGAGCGCUCUUCAUCAUCUGCACUUCUGAAUUGGGACCCCAGAUCUACGAACUGGUAGCUUCGAGCUCUUCAGAAAAGAACACGUAAUAUUUUUAUCUGUUGUUCUCCCACGCGCCCCCGUCUCCUUUGGGUGGGAAGGAGCAGGGAGAUUAAAAGGCUAACUGGCCUCUGGGCAGCCGGAUGAGUCAGGAAGAGUCAAGGAGCCCAGUGUGGCAAACAGACAAUUUAAAAACAAACCAAAGCGUUCCAGAACAGUUAACACACUGUCUCCAGCCCCCCACCCCCAAGAAGUUUUAAUUGAGCUUUGGUAAAUAAUGUAACAAAACUAGAUUCCCCUCGACGGUAACAAAACACCCCUCCCUCAAAACGACCACAGUUAAAAGCGGUUAAAAGUAGUUUCAGUUAAAACAUGCAUGUUUGUCUGUUAUCUUAGAGUAGCAUUGGAAUCCCCUGGGCAAAGAUUCUGAAGAAUAUGAAUAUAUAUAUAUAUAUAUAUAUAUAUAUAUAUAUAUAUAUUGCUUGAUUAUAGAAAAGAAAAAACAGUGAACAAAGAAAAAAACCAAAGGAUAAUACAAAUGACAAAAAAUUAAAUUAACUUCUUACAAUACAACUUCUAUUAAUGACUUCCAGUCACCCCAUCGAGAGUCCCAGGUUUCUUUUGAGUAGCGCACUUUUCAUUAUCACUCCAAACUUUCCCCAAAUGUUUGCUUUAAUAAGGUUUUCUAUGUUCACAGAGGGGUCAUUCUAAGCCAGCCAGAGAAUUCACAUUUUUACAUGCUCUUUUAAGAUACUUUCUGUAAAUGUCCCACCCUCUAGUAAAUGUUUGUUCUGUAUUAAAAGAUGCUGAUGAAAUAAAUGUGGGGUCUCCCUGCCUUUCAGGAUGGCAAAUCAAAGGCACUCUGUUCUCUUUGGGGGCUUUUAGAGAGUCUUUCUUUUUCUCCCCUCUCCCCCCCUUAACUUGGCAGGUGGAUGGAACUAUUGGAAGAGGCGGUGAAGAGCGCCACCCGCAACGCCCCCCUGCCUGCCAAGCGGCAUUCCCAGGAGCUCCCCCUGCACCCAGCGGCUCCUUCCAGGUAAGGGGGGACCCUCACCCCCAGCUCCUCAAGGCAGGAGACCUUUUGCAGGGAACUGCAAAGGGAGGCUGAGGUUAGAUGAACUUAGUGUGUGCUUUUUUUUCCUUAAAAAAAGUCUGUGAAUCCUGCUUUGCAGGAACUUUAUUAAAUGAGCAAAACAUGCCCCUCAACCGUACCUCUUAACCUCCACAUCUUCUUCUUCCCCACCUCAAAUAAACAUAGCUGCCCUAGGAAUUACAGCCAGUAGGGUGUCAAGAGCUGUUUUCUCACUCCAGCUUUCCUGGGCAAACUUUUGGGAUAUUAAAAUGGGGGUUCUGCAGAUGGGCUAUUCCUCCCCCACCCCCCGUUGCUGCAUUUAUGGACAUCUUGGAGGUCCCAGGCCACAGAGAGGUUAGGCUGGCCUCAACCAGAGCCAGGGCUUUUUCGGCCGUGGCCCCGAUCUGGUGGAACUCUCUGUCACAAGAGACUAGGGCCCUGCGGGACUUGACAUCUUUCCUGCAAGAUUGAGCUGUUCCACCAGGCCUUUGGCCAGGGCACAGUCUGACCCCCUCCUUUGGCAAUCCUCACAGAACUCUGGCCCAAUGGUUGCCAUUAAUUUGAUUCUGAAUUGAUUUUAGAAUGUAUUUUAAUUAAUUGAUUGUGAUUUUAUGUAAACUCUGCUAUUUUUAUGGUUGUUAGCCACUCUGAGCCCAGCUUUGGCUGGGGAGGGCGGGAUAUAAAUAUAUUAUUAUUAUUAUUAUUAUUAUUAUUAUUAUUAUUAUUAUUAUUAUCUUUGUCCUUCCUCUUCAGCCUAGUACUCCAGGAUGCUGACAUCUCCCCCAACCUGGCCCCAAGCACCUCUGCGUCCACCCAGGAAGAGGACAUUUCAGGUGAGUGGCUGGCGGUUGCCCUGGGAUGGAGGUGGUGAUGGGGGGCAGUCUCAGCCCCAGCAGCCGAGGUCCAGCAGGGUUGCAAGGCAUUCUGGGAGUAUCCUGCUGCUCCCUAUUGAAGAUAUUUGAGGGGGAUAUUUUCUGUUGGUUGCCAGAACCUCCUUCUCACACACAAACGGGCUUCUUUGUCUUUGGGGCAUGGAUGGGGGGGGCACUGUUUCAGGGCUCCAAAGCUUCCUUUCUCUCUCCCAUUUCCCCCCGCUCUUCCCCCCAGCAGAUGUUGUAAACAAAAUCUGCCCUUAUUCCCAUAUGGGGUAUCCAAGAGCCCAUAUAGAGUCCUUACGUGGGUUCCCUGUUGGUAGGAGAAAAUAACAGAGGCCAACCAGAGAAUAUUGAGAAGCAAAGCAGCUAGUAAGCUUGAUCUUUAUUAAAGAUGUCGCCACAGGGUGCUCCCCUCACACGCAGGAAAGGAGGAGGAACCCAGAACAAUGGUGUGUAAGCCCUUAUAUAGACAUUUUAAAUUGCCCGCCCUGGAGCUCAAGACCACCCCCAGAUACAUCAUAUCUACAUCACAGAAAGGGCGGUCUACAGCAAAAAUCUGAGUUCGUUGUUUAUCUCCUGUCUGGCAGGCUAUCUGAUAAUGCCUUAUCUGAUUCCCUUUCCUGGUAGUCUGCCUGUUCCUUUGAAAUGGUGAUUACCCAAUUCCUGCCCUCCCUCCUUGCAGAGAAAACAUUUGGUCAGUUUGGGAGUCAAAAUGGUUUCAGGGCGGUCUUCCUGUGCCGCUCCAGACAUGUGGUCCCCAUAUCUAUGUUUGUGCUUGAUUGGUACAUUUGUGAACAUUUAUUAUAUAUAUAAGACCUUAAAUUUUUUAUUAUGCAGACGAUACCCCAACAGACACCCUGGCUGAGGAGAGACCCCUUGCACUGGCGGAAGAGCCAGAGGCUGGAGGCAGCGAGGAAAAGGAGCAGGAUGAGGAAGGCCUGUGUCCUGCUUUGUCGCCGUUCCCCACUGGGGAGAUGGAGCUUCCUCCUGAGGAGACCCUGGAGGGGCCUGAUGAACAGUCGCAGCCGCUUCCAGAGGCUGCCUUUCCCGGGUUCCUGGCAGAGUCAGCCUUGCAGGACGGUGAGAGCCAGAUUUCUUCUCUACCUUUAUGUGUCUUGUCUUUGCACUGGGGGGGGGGGGGAGAGGCUCAGGGUGGGCAGCCUUUGGCCUGAUUUCAUCCCGUGCCAUACACCUGGAUUUUCCUGGAUGUACCUGGAUUUCAAAGGUGAAAUUGAUGUCCGGGGUGGUGGGGAUUUGUGAAAGGCGGCGCUUCAUCUUGGAUCUUAGACAAGUUUUUGUAAAUAAAAAAGCUCAAUAACUUUUUUGGGGAGGUCCUAGUUUUUAUGCCAACCCUCCCCUUGAGUAUCAUUGCGACUGUCCCUCUCCUGGCCCAUCCUGCUUUCCCUCAGCCCUGAAAGGGUCCUUGAAUGCAGAGGAAACUCAAAGCAAAAAUUUGCGGGAAAAUGGGAUGGUUAUAGAAGAUACAUUCAAAAAUACAAUAAUAGUUUUGACUCUGUGCUAGCAUUCAAGUGACAAAGGAAGUAAAAGGAGUUGGAUAACAGUUAAGGAUUUAUUAUGUUUUCUGAAUGUAUUGGAAAAUUUAUACAGAAAGGUUUUUUGUUUUGUGUACAUUCAGUUGUAAGAUAAAACAUAUGCAAAGGGACUUGACAGGAAGUCAGAAUUGAAGAAAAGAUUUUGUAAGAUAAAAGGGGGAACAUAUUUAUUUUCAUUAUUAUUAUUAUUAUUAUUGUGUGUGUGUUGUAUGGAAUGUUUGGGAGGAAAUAAGAUGGUAAAUAACAAAUAACAAACAAAAUAUUGAUGUAUGUAAUUUUUAUUUCUCAAUUAUAUUUUGUGGUAGUAUGGUUGUAAUAUUUUUUUUGUAACAUAAAAUCAUGCAAUAAAAAAUAUUAAAGAAAGAAAGAAAGAAAGAAAGAAAGAAAGAAAGAAAGAGUCCUUGAACAUGGUGGCGGAAGACGAAGGCCCCCUCCCUGGUCCAAGGAGAGGCCAGCUUCAGCCCACCUGUGGGAUUUAAACGACAGCCUCCCUCCCUUCUCUUUCCCCUUGCAGUCGAGACCCUGAGGCAUCUCCUCCUGCGCAGCUUCCUCCCCUGCCGGGACGCUGACCCCGAGGAGGACCUGACCCCCACCCCUUCGGUGGUCGGGACCGGCCAGCCUUGGGACUCUGCGCUGGCCAGUCAGGACUCGGGCAGCCAGGAGGAGCCGUCUGUGGAGAGCAGCGGAGCCGUGGAGCUGCCCGAAUCUUCAGCAGCGGAGCCAGAGGGGGGCAGUGCUGGGCCGGAGGCCAGAGGCCCCCAAAGCACCGAGGAAGGGGAAGGGACAGAGCCUCAUGGAGACGAGAGGACGACAGACCCCUCCUCCGGCCAAGGGGUUGCUGCAGAAGGUGAACGACAGGGCAGCGGCAGCAGCUACAAAGUGGUGCGGAAAGGUACGUCUGUGACUCCUGCCCCAGGGUGUGUGUGUGUCUGGCAAAGAGGUUGGCGGGAGGGGUGGGGGGCGUCCUCCCUGAGUUUCCCCUGCCAGGGGUAGAGCUGAUGCAGGUUGUUAACGGAGAAAUCUGAGGGCUCCCUUGGACGAAAAACAAGGACACCAGCCAGGAAUCCCAGAGCAAAACAGCAGCCAGGAGGCUUGGUCUUUCUUGAAGACGGUCGUGACAGGACUCCCACCUGCCACCAGGUGGAACAAGAUGGAAGCCCUGAACAAAAGAGCCCCCAAACUUUUAUUAGCUGCUCAUCCCCAUGUUGCACCCCCCCCAACCGACAUCACGGUUACAUCAUGAAAGGGGAGGUCUGGUGGCCGUAAUCUGAGCAUCCUGGACCCUGCCCCAUGGUUCCCCUUGCCCUCCACCAAACACCCAUCAAGUGGAACAAAGAAGAUCUUGACAUUUCCCUGUUUCCCAGCCCAGUUCAUCCCACCCUUUGGUCUUCAUCUGGGUUUGUUAUUUAUGGAAUGGCUACCUGUCUGGCACUCAGGUAUCAGGAUGCCAGGGAAUAUCACUCAGGCAGAGGGGCUGCUGAGGAGCUGAGCUCACAUCUCUAGAUGAAUUUCUGAAGUUUUCCCAGUGAGCCAGUACAGAGAUACAUUGAUCAGUGAAUUCUUACAUUUGGUAUCGUGCAGCAGAGGCCCUUUGAAUAGAUAGGAAGAAACUGUGAUGAAGCGUUUUGUGGGGACAAAUCACAAAAGUGAUUGUGCUGAUUCUGGUAGUGGGCUGCAUGUGCAGGAUAUCUGCUGGAGGGGCAACCCCCCCCCCACCUAGACAUAAAUUCCUGCAACGAGGUCCUGGGUGAAUAUUUGUGACUGUGAAGAACAGGGCCAAGCAUGGCACUCAGCUGCCAGGCUGUCCCUUGCGCCAGCUCCUGGCCCGUUAGGAUUGCCUGGAGGAUGGAGGCGGCUUGUGCCAUCUCAGACAGCCAGCGAGCUCCUGGGCAUUUUAUGAGUGAAGACGAGGGGAAAUCCAUCUGCCAGGAGCCUCAGAGGCUGCAGACUAACCAACCUCCCUGCUCUGGAACCUGCAAGCGUGCCGGAAGACGCCGCAAGAGGGUGAUGGGGCCAGGAUCGUGGGGCCUGCGGAUCGUGGCCUCCUUUCUCCUCUCCUUCCUGGGUGCAGCUGGCUCUUGCUCAGACCUCUCUUAGCUUUAACCUGCAUGCGCUUGACUCCUAGGCUUCUCUCAUUCCCCUGCCCUCCCAUCUGGGCACUUCCUCCUGGGUGUUCUCUGUUGGGUGAUGGGCACUUCCUGUGAUUCAAGGUUUUGAUCACGCUUCUCUCCUCCCUCCCCCCCUCUCCCCCCCGCCGGUGUCUCCUUGCACAGCAGAGGUGGAGGGAACUAACGGUGCUUUGCCUUUGACAGACGGCAGCCAGGCUGGUGGCGCGACUCAUGCAGAUGGUAAAGAAAGUCUUUCUUCCCCUGCCUGGUGACGGGAAGGGCUUGGGGAGAUGGAAGGGGUGUCCUGGGGGCAAUGCGUGUGUCUUAGGGGUGGCCACAAUGUGCAGGAAGGCCCUGCUCACCCCCCCUGUGGGACCGCAGUCUGGCCAGACAAGUGCGCUCUCUCUCUCUCUCUCUCUCUCUCUCUCUCUCUCUCUCGCUGAACACCCGGCUGCAACUGUAAUAAUAAUAAUAAUAAUUUAUUUGUACCCCACCCCUCUGGCUGGGUUUGCCCAGCCACUCUGGGCGGCUUCCAACAGAAAUUAAAAAUACAUCAAAAUGUCACACAUUAAAAAUUCCCUGAACAGGGCUGCCUUCAGAUGUCUUCUAAAAGUCUGGUAGUUGUUUUUCUCUUUGACGGGUGGGCGUUCCACAGGGCGGGCGCCACCACCGAGAAGGCCCUCUGCCUGGUUCCCUGUAACCUCACUUCUCGCAGUGAGGGAACCGCCAGAAGGCCCUUGGAUCUGGACCUCAGUGUCCGGGCAGAGUGAAGGGGAUGGAGACGCUCCUUCAGGUAUACUCCCAACUGGCGCCCAUCACUCAACAUUCAUACCGCCAGCCAAUCCUCACUUGCCAACAACACUCCAAACUCCCCCCACGAAUCCCUGCCUGACAGGAUCCCCUUUCCUUGUACUACCAGUAUUGAACUGACACCUUCGUUCCUUUGGUAUUUGCGUGUCACAACUUUGCGUGCGCCAAAAGCAGCAGAACGUCACAGCCAUUUCCCACUUCUUUUACAUCCUUCCAAAGGCAGAUUGCACUAAGCCCCCCAGCCCAAUUCCACCCUCUGUCCUCCCCUCACCAGCCCCAUUUCUGCAAGUGCAGCCUGCCCGCCCACCCUCUAUCCCUCCAAGGUCAGACACGGGCCCUGUGGCUGGGCUGGUGUGUGUGGAAGCUCCUUCAACCUUCCCGCUGGCCUUUGCUUCUCUCCGUGGGAUGGGGUGGGGAGGGAAGCGAUUCUUGGCCAAGGCACCCCUGUGGGGUCCAUCUACCUCAGUGUUGCCUACACUGGCUGGCAGCAGCGGCUCCCCAGGGUUUCAGAACUGAGACGGCCUGCAACUCUUCCUGGAGAUGUUGGCCAGGGACCUUCUGCACUCCAAGCAGGUCCCCUUCCGACUCAGAUUGUGGCAGCCCCUUCUCUAAAACAAAUGUAAGAUUUCGAUCCAGAGGGGGUGAUUUAAAUAGGAAGCUGCCUUACACUGAGUCAGGCUAUCGGAUCACAUGAACCGCGUGUUUCUCCAGGGGUUCAGGCAGGGAAUCUUUCCCGGACUUAUUCGGAGUUACAGGUGAAACUCGAAAAAUUAGAAUAUCGUGGAAAAGUUCAUUUAUUUCAGUAAUUCAACUUAAAAGGUGAAACUAAUAUAUGAGAUCGACUCAUGACAUGCAAAGCGAGAUAUGCUUCUACUUCUCAGAGGUCCAAUCUUGCUCAAUUUGCAAUCCUUGUUUUGCUGAUUUCCUUGAAUAUUCUAAUUUUCUGAGAUUGUUAAUUUGGGGUUUUCAUAAGCUGAUCAUCGCAGUGAUAACAAAUCAGGGCUUGACGUAUCUCACUUUGCAUGUCACGAGUCUGUCUCAUAUAUUAGUUUCACCUUUGAAGUUGAAUUGGUGAAAUAAAGGAACUUUUCCACAAUAUUCUAAUUUUUCAAGUUUCACCUGCACUACCAGGGAUUGAACCUGGAACCUUCUGCAUGCAAAGCAGGUGUUCUCUGCCUGUCCUCCAUGGUGGCUCUUCCCCAGUGUGGGCACCCCCCCUCUUUUCUUCCCUUCCCCUGUCGGCUCUUCGCCCCCACGUCUCCCUCCGACUAACGCUCCCCUCCGUCUCCUUCCCCCAGGGAACUACUUCUACGUGAGCUUGCCGGCGGGUCCUGAGGAAUGCCAGCCGGACGCCAGGAGCCCCAGCCCCAUGGAGCCUGCCCGUCCUUCCAGCCCACCAAAGAGCUCCCCUCCUGCUGCCAGGCCGCCCCACAGGUGGCAUCGUGCCAAGGAGAGCCCGGCAGCAGGCUGGCUUGGCCACUUGGAAGGCCCGCCAGCCGCCCCAGAUCUCUCCCCCUCCAGCCAAGUGGUCCGGGAUGUGGACGUCAUCUUCCAGACGAUAGAGCAGCUUUCCCUGAAGCUCACCAGGCUAAAGGUGAGGGGUGGGGGGCGGCUUGGGGGGCAAGAAGGAAACCCUUGGUGCUCUGUCACCAGCAGGAAAGCUUUCAGCCACCUGCAUGUGGCCUCUGUUGUGAGAGGCAGGGCAAUGGGUUGAAAUGGGCUGGGGGAAUGAAUGCUGUGUGCCUUGGGACGGGGAGAGAAUCAAAGCAGGCACAGAGGGUGGUCUCCAGCCUUGCCAGUCAUGUCGCCCUUGGACUGAAAAAGAGCCCCCCCCCCCCGCCCCAACUGAGGACCUAAUGGGGGGAAAGACGUGGAACACGUAAUUGAAUAAGCCCAGUGGCCCUUCUUCUCAGGCAUCCCUAAUGGCCCCUUCUUCUGUAGUGGUCAGAUGGCAUUACUAUGAGGAAUUAUAAAAUAUGCAUCAAGCCAUUGUGUCAGCGAUGAAAGCAUUGAGUUGACUGGGUUUGAUUCAUGGACAGUAAUUUCUGGUCAAAUCCCACAAGUCUCUCCAUCUAUGCCAUUUGCUUUCUCUACACCUGACAGGCACGUCUAAGCAUUCUGAAACACAGGCCGGUUGCUUCCUCAGGCAUCCUCAGUACAUGAAGAUAGUAGGUCACUUUGAUGUAGUUUAAUCUUUAGAUAGAUCUUAAGGGCCAGGAAGAGAGUUCACAAGGAGAUGGUAAAUACUGCCAUCCUGUCUCUCCUGUUUAUGACCUCUGGGGUUUUGCUGAAUGCAUUCCUCCUUAUAUUCCUAUUUCAUUUACUCUGGACUACUAUGCAUGCUCAAGUAGGAAAUAGUUUCUUUGUAGUUUUAACUUUAACUUUGUCCCACGUGGGGUUUUUGAAAUGCUCAGAGGAAAUUGAUUGGUUCUUAUGAACACUGUGUAAAAAGUUCUUUUGUGAAUAAAACUCACCUGGGCCAAGGAAUUAUCAUACACACUCCUCCCAGAGUCUUGCUGGUCAAGCCUUGUGUGUAUUCUAUUCAUCAGAGUCCAAUCCUUCCUUGUUUUGGGAACGCUACACCUUCCCCUCUCUCUCUUUGGGGUCUUGUAGGAUGUUGAGAAGGCCCACCAGGAGCUGCUACAAUCCUUGAGUGGCGGCUCUACCACAGACAGCUCCACGCCGGUGGGCUGCGUGCCACCGGAUCUGAGCCAACCGCUGCCGGGCAGCCGCCGAGUCUCCAGAGCCAGCGAUGAGGACCUUCUGCCCUCCCCACAAUCUCCGGCGGAGGCAGCAGCUGCGUUGGGUAAGAAGCCCCCCGUUUGCACCCUCCUCUUUUGCUGCGGACACCUCUCUCCACCUGCAGGAGAUUGGGGGCUCCCCAACCCCUUUCCGCCUGAGGGGGAGAAACUCCUGCUGUGCUUGGCUGCUCUUCAGAGUGUUGGUGCUGACCUUGAAAGCCCUAAACGGCCUCAAAGGCCCAGUAGACCUGAAGGAGUGUCUCCACCCCCAUCGUCCAGCCCGGACACUGAGGUCCAGAUCUGAGGGCCUUCUGGCACUUCCCUCCCUGAGAGAAGCCAAGUUACAGGGAAGCAGGCAGAGGGCCUUCUUGGUGGUGGCACCCGCCCUGUGGAACGCCCUCCCGCCAUAUGUCAAAGAGAUAAACAACUACAGUGGUACCUCGGGUUACAAACACUUCAGGUUACAGACUCCGCUAACCCAGAAGUAGUACCUUGGGUUAAGAACUUUGCUUCAGGGUGAGAACAGAAAUCGCGCGGCGGCAGCGGAAGGCCCUAUUUGCUAAAGUGGUACCUCAGGUUAAGAACAGUUUCAGGUUAAGAACGGACCUCCAGAACGAAUUAAGUUCUUAACCCCAGGUACCACUGUACCUGACAUUUAGAAGACAUCUGAAGGCAGCCCUGUUCAGGGAAGUUUUUAAUGUGUGACAUUUUGAUGUAUUUUUAAUCUUCGUUGGAAGCCGCCCAGAGUGGCUGGGGAAGCCCAGCCAGAUGGGCAGGGUACAAAUAAUAAAUUAUUAUUAUUAUUAUUAUUAUUAUUAUUAUUAUUAUUAAAGUGUGUCCCCCCUUCUCUCUCCCUUCCAGGCCAGAUCUCCCUUUCUGAAGACAGCCCCCAGGAGGUGACCCUUUAGGAAGGGGCAUUUUGCAACUGGACGGACUGAAGGCAGGCAGCAGGCGGACUCGCUCGCGGGCAGAUCGCCGCCCCCCCCUUCCCUGCCCACUUUGGGGGUCUCUGGGUUGAACUGAGGAGGGGGCGGGGGUCCUGUAGCGGCCAGCGUGAGAAGCGGCAAGACCUGCGAUGGAGCAGAAGGAAAACUGGAAUCCCUGGGAUGCACAUGCUGGAUUAAUCUGAACCCUGGAAAACAAGAAUAUCUGUGGGGCUUCCCAGGAGGGACAGCCAGGCUCCCGGAGAGUGUGUUUUUUUUGGGGGGGGGCUUAAGGUGGAGAGAGCACCCGCUUCUCUCUCUCUCUCUCUGCCUGCAUGUCUCUUCCAUUUUGGGUAGGGGGUAGCUUCCAUUUGCUCCCCCCCAACCGCUGAAUCAAUCGCGUACAUAUGCACACCUGCAUAUGCGCCCCACAGGCUGGCUUUUCCAAUGUACAUGAAAGCUGGAAAUAUAUUCUGUAUAAUUGCACUUUUUUUCCAUUUUGUUUAUUUUUGUUUUUCUCUCCACGGUGAGGAAGACCCCGUCCCCACUGGAGAGAUUUCCCAGCUGCUUCCAGACCUUAUUUGAUAUAAAUAUGUAUGUAUAUGCAUUGAGUUAUUGUAAAUAUAUGAGGAAGUUGUUGGUUUUUUUUAAAAGAUAUGCCUCCAUUACCCUGAUGGAUAUCUAGAAGACUGGAAAGACCCACGACCCCCGUAGCCCAGACUGGGGUGGUGGGGGGCAGCAAAGACCACUGCAACUCUCAGGGCGUGACAGUGACAGAUCGAGCAGCAGCCCAAAGGGAUCAGGCAGGCAACGGCCGCCCCCCCCGUGCCCCCACCCCAAACCCUCUCGGGGCAGAAUGGCUGCCCUUCACCCCACAAGCACCGCUGUCUUCCGCUCUGGCACUCACUUCGCGAGAGGUGGGCGAGGGCUGGGAUGUGGGGGCACCUGCCUUGCAGAUAGGGUCCUCCUGCUGUUUUAUUUGGGGAGGGGGCGCCUGCUGGUGCUACGACAAUCUGCCCCCCUCCCCAGUCGCCCUUUCCUCCCGCGGCCGCUCUGGCUUUGCCACGGUGCAGGCGGCGUUUGGGCUGGAGCAGAGGGCAGGCGACCCCUCUUGGUACUCAGGCUUGCCACCCCCCAACCCCCACCCCCAACCAGCCUGGCCGGGCCGUGCAGAUUCCUGGGGGGGCCUCCCUGGCUCCAGCUGCAAGUCCCUCGCAACCCCCCCCCCGCUUGCUGAAACAGGUGGAUGAGGCAUAGAAGAUUAUAUAUAGAUAUAUAUAUAGAUAUAUAUAUAUGUUUAAAAAAAAAUAAGAUGCCAGACUGUUUGCUGUUCAAUCCGCUAAAAGCCAAUUUUAUUUUCUUCCUUCCGAUGGUAAAGGUUUGUGGUUUUUGUUUUUUUGUUUUUUAAGAAAAGUGGGGGGGAAAGUAAAAUAUUAUUUGACCUCC
Podarcis lilfordi (Lilford's wall lizard) is the source of this 34381-nucleotide messenger RNA. Lineage: Eukaryota; Metazoa; Chordata; Lepidosauria; Squamata; Lacertidae. The record is from the annotation of a GenBank genome assembly.